GCAAAUAGGAAUUAGAAAACUACACAACUCAGUGACAAAAAAAAAGAAAAGAAAACUACACAACUCAAUAAUGGAAACUUUCUACUACCUGAUACUAUCUCUCUUUCUCUCUCUAACAUUAUUGUUCGGAACACGUAGGCGCAAAUUAAACCUUCCGCCGAGUCCAGCUUGGUCAUUUCCGGUUAUCGGACACCUCCACCUCCUAAAGAUGCCGCUCCAACGGAGUUUUCUAUCUCUCUCCAAAUCACUAGGCGGCGCCUCGAUAUUCUCACUCCGCCUCGGCUAUCGUCUCGUUUUUGUCGUUUCUUCUCACUCGGUCGCCGAGGAAUGUUUCACCAAGAACGACAUCGUUUUCGCCAACCGGCCGGAGUUUAUUUUCGCGAAACACAUAGGUUACAACUGUACCACCAUGGUCAAUUCGCCUUAUGGUGACAACUGGCGCAACCUCCGUCGUAUUGGCGCCAUUGAGAUCUUCUCGUCUCUUAGGCUCGAUAGCUUCUUAUCCAUCCGUCAAGACGAGAUCCGACGGCUCAUCUUCUGUUUAUCGAAAAACUCUCCGCACGAAUCUGCGAAGGUGGAGAUGGGAUCGUUGUUUAUGAGCUUGACUCUAAACAACAUCAUUAGGAUGUUGUCUGGAAAGAGAUUUUACGGCGAUGGAACGGAGGAUGACGAUGAGGCAAGAUACGUUAGACACUUGAUCGCCGAUGCUGUUUAUUCCGCAGAUGCAGGCAAUGCUGCUGACUACUUCCCGAUCCUUUGUUGGAUAACUGAUUAUGAGAAACGGGUGAAGAAGUUAGCCGGUCGGGUUGACAAGUUUUUGCAAAGUCUGGUUGAUGAAAAACGUGCAGAGAAAGAAAAGGGCAACACAGUGAUCGAUCGCUUGCUUGCUCUACAAGAAACUCAGCCUGAUUACUACACUGAUGAUAUCAUUAAAGGGAUCAUAGUCGUUAUGAUACUUGCCGGGACAGACACAUCAGCAGCAACGUUAGAUUGGGCGAUGUCGAAUUUGUUGAACCAUCCAGAUGUAUUAAAGAAGGCAAAAACCGAAAUCGACGAGCAAAUCGGUUCAGACCGGUUAAUAGAGGAACAAGACAUUGUAAAACUUCCGUAUCUCCAGAGCAUCGUGUCGGAGACUUUACGGCUUUAUCCUGUUGUACCAAUGCUUGUUCCUCACAUGGCAUCAGAAGAUUGCAUGGUGGCAGGCUACGAUGUCCCGCGUGGAACAACCUUACUGGUGAACGUAUGGGCCAUACAUAGAGACCCAAAGAUGUGGGAAGAGCCAGAGAAGUUCAAGCCAGAGAGGUUUGAGAAGGAAGGGGAGGAUAAAAAGCUGAUGCCAUUUGGGAUGGGACGACGAGCUUGUCCUGGUUUAGGGCUAGCUCUGCGGCUAGUGACGUUAGCUUUGGGAUCGUUGGUCCAAUGUUUCGAGUGGGAGAGAGCGGGAGAAGAAUAUGUGGACAUGAGCGAAGAUGAAAAGGGAAUUACGUUGCGCAGGGCUACGUUAUUGGAAGCUAUGUGUAGACCUCGUCCCAUUGUCGAUAUGAUUUUAGAUGCUUCUUCUUGUUCAUAAGUUUCAUCAUCACAUGUGCACUUUAAUAAGAGAAGAAUUAUAAUCGAUUAUUUUAUGAUUUGAA
Molecule: messenger RNA, 1634 nt
Organism: Brassica napus (rape)
Lineage: Eukaryota; Viridiplantae; Streptophyta; Magnoliopsida; Brassicales; Brassicaceae
Product: cytochrome P450 81D11-like
Exons: 3
Coding region: 71-1570 (499 amino acids)
Molecular function (GO): iron ion binding; monooxygenase activity; oxidoreductase activity, acting on paired donors, with incorporation or reduction of molecular oxygen
Source: RefSeq, a predicted model, not a curated record